Staurois parvus is the source of this 478-nucleotide messenger RNA. The record is from the annotation of a GenBank genome assembly. NCBI's taxonomy places the organism in Eukaryota, Metazoa, Chordata, Amphibia, Anura, Ranidae.
AUUCACUUUAUCUGGUCUCCCACAGUACACAGAACAUGGAAAUGCAAUUAUUUUAGUACAUAUAAACUGCUAAAUACCUUUUAUCAUCAGCAGUUAAAGCAGUCUUGUGACUUCAGCAGAGCACUGGUUAAAGCUUGUAGGAGGAGUUUUCUUUCUGCUCUAGGAGAAUGUGAAAGUCCUGACCUUCUGUCUGGACAGUGCUGAUUUGCCCUGUGCUGAUCACAUGCACUCUUCCAAGGGGAAAAAAAAAAAAACCUCUCUAGCAAUACACACAAAAAAACUGAGCAUGUGCAUGUGACCAUGGAUUCAGUCUGAUUCAGUCUGUAUCAGGUGGUCAUUUCACCAAGAGGAGGGGCAGAGAAGUCAGGAUCAAACAGCCUUUAACACAGUGCAGAGGAUUAACCCCUUAGGUUCCACAGUGAGUAUAACAAGCAUGCUUUCCUGCAUAUACAGACUAAUUUUACUGUUGUGGGUUUAG